Lampris incognitus (smalleye Pacific opah) is the source of this 2549-nucleotide messenger RNA. RefSeq names its product clathrin interactor 1-like. Gene Ontology annotation, biological process: endocytosis. The transcript is spliced from 12 exons. Bases 118 to 2124 code for a protein of 668 amino acids. The record is from RefSeq and is a predicted model, not a curated record. NCBI's taxonomy places the organism in Eukaryota, Metazoa, Chordata, Actinopteri, Lampriformes, Lampridae. Gene Ontology annotation, cellular component: plasma membrane; endosome; clathrin vesicle coat. Gene Ontology annotation, molecular function: phospholipid binding; clathrin binding.
CGCAUUUCCUCACACAUCCGGAGGAUCGCCGUUGGUACCUGAGAUCCGGGUCUGUCUGUGGCUUUGCAGACGCGGGGCGACGCAGUAUCGAGGCGGCGGGCCCGCGGGUGCGUGGAGAUGCUGAACAUGUGGAAAGUCCGAGAGCUGGUGGAUAAAGCCACCAAUGUGGUGAUGAAUUACUCUGAGAUCGAGUCCAAAGUGAGGGAGGCCACCAAUGAUGAUCCCUGGGGCCCCUCUGGACAACUUAUGGGAGAGAUCGCUAAGUCUACCUUCAUGUACGAACAGUUCCCAGAGGUGAUGAAUAUGCUGUGGACCAGAAUGCUGAAGGACAACAAGAAGAACUGGAGACGGGUGUACAAGGCUCUACUGCUGCUGGCCUAUCUGAUCAGGAAUGGCUCGGAGCGAGUCGUCACCAGUGCCAGAGAACACAUCUAUGAUCUGCGAUCACUGGAGAAUUACCACUUCAUCGAUGAGAACGGUAAAGAUCAGGGCAUCAACGUGCGUCAGAAGGUGAAGGAGAUGGUGGAGUUUGUCCAGGAUGAUGACAGACUGAGGGAGGAGAGGAAGAAAGCCAAGAAAAACAAAGACAAAUACAUUGGUGUCUCCUCAGACAGCAUGGGAGGAGGAGGAGGCAGCCUCAAGAACUCUGGAAGUAGCGAAUUGGACCGGAAUAAAUGGGACGAGGACUGGGACAAGAGCAGAGGGGCCUUUCCCUUCAGUGAGAAGCUGGGAGAGAUCAGUGACAAGAUUGGCAGCACUAUCGACGACACACUGAGCAAGUUUAGGAAGAAGGAGCGCGAUGACUCCCCCGACAGAAUCAGUGAUGGAGAGGAGGACCGGGCAUCCAGGAAUGGUCGUCAGGAAAAACUAGACUUCAAAGACGAGGAGGAAACUGUGACAACCAAGAGCAUCCAGAUCACCCAGGCAACUGAGACCACAACAACCACCACGCGGAAGCGCAGCGGAGGGACAGGCAGCAAGACUCUGGAUUUGGGGGCUGCAGCACACUACACUGGUGACAAGAGCCCUGAGGAGGUGCCAUCAGUCAGGCAGUCGUCCAGUAGCGGCCUAGCUGAUCUGCUGAUGGUCGACCCUUCAUCCAAUCACAGCGCUACAAUAGGUGGAAGCUCAGACCUCAUCGGCGGUUUUGCCGACUUCUCCUCCCCGGCAGCCUCCGCCAGCCUUCCAUCCUCCACUGGUGCUGCGUCAUCCAAUGGCAAUGGAGAAUUCGGAGACUGGAACGCCUUUGCAGCAAAUGCCCCAGCCACCUCAAGCGCCGGUCCCUCCCAGUCCGUCAACAACCUGUUUGGCAGUGUCCAGUCACCUUCAGUUCCAGCCUCCAAUACCACCACCGUCCCUCCUUCCGCUGAGCUCUUAGACCUGAUGGGUGGGGCUAACCAUCAACUAACCAAUCAGCACACAACACUGAGUGCCUCUCAGAGCAUGACUUUCUGUCUGGGCGGGGCCACACCAGGAACAACUGUUGCCAUGCCCGCCGUACCCCUCUCGCGUUCCCAGCAGAGCCUGGGAGGCCUGAUGUCCCAGCAGCCAUUUGGACAGCAGCAGAAGGUCGGAGUCGGAGGCCAAGGAUCGUUGGGUUCAACCUGGUCUGACCCUUCAGUCAACAUUAGCCUGGACUUCCUGUCAGCAGGCCUCAACCCCACCAAGACACCUCCCACUCUCAACAACAUCAUCCAGCAGCAGGGUGUGCCUCCAGUCAGCCUUUUGGCCCAGAACUUUGGAGGGUUGAACCUUAGCUCCCCGCCUUCAGUCACACCCAUCAGACCAGCCAAUCCUAUGAUGGCAGGCAACACAAUGACCAUGGGCAUACCUGCAUCUAUGGCAACGGGCAUGCCUACUUCCAUGGCAACUGGUAUGCCUGCUCCGAUGGCAACGGGUACCAUGGGAAUGGGGAUGGGUGGAAUUCCUGUAAACCAAGGCAUGAUGGGAAUGAACAUGAAUAUCAAUAUGAGCAUGGCAUCUCCAGUGAUGAUGGGCAGUAUGGCUGGCAUGGGGAUGCCAGGAGUCGGGAUGCCAGCCAUGGGCCUAGGACACUCAAUCACCCCAGCCAUGGUGCCACCCAAACAAGAUGCCUUUGCUAACUUCGGCAACUUUGGGAAAUGAAGGAAAAUGUAUUAUUUUUGUGUGCGGUGGUGGGUGUGUGUGAACGAGCGUUUGUGUGUGAGAGACGACGCACAGACGAGAUACUGUACUUGAAGAUGGCUGCAAAGGUUUUCUUCUCAGCUCUUCUCUUUUGACAUCCAAGUGUGUUAACGUGGUCUUGGGGGGUAGAGCAAGAGGCUUACCGGUGUUAUGAAAUGUGAAACCAUUCAGACAGCAUCCUGGCUAUACAGUGUACAGGCAGUAGUUGUCCAACAGAGGGUAGGAUAGGUGUGCAUCAAGGUGACAUGGUUUUCCUUUCCCCUCAGAGGUUCACUGAAUGGCUGAGUUGGAUAUUAAAUACAAAAGAUGUCCUCUUCUGUCAUUGUCCUGUCCUGUCUUAUCCUCUCCUCUCUUUUAAUCAAACAUACCUCACUGGAGUUGUUGUA